Molecule: messenger RNA, 204 nt
Organism: Guillardia theta CCMP2712
Lineage: Eukaryota; Cryptophyceae; Pyrenomonadales; Geminigeraceae
Exons: 1
Cellular component (GO): nucleus; cytoplasm
Molecular function (GO): protein-folding chaperone binding; protein folding chaperone
Source: RefSeq, a predicted model, not a curated record
GACUACUACACCAUGCUUGGGGUGAAGAAGAAUGCCGACGAAGCGACUUUGAAGAAGGCCUAUAGAAAGUUGGCCCUCAAGAUGCACCCCGAUCGUAACCCGCCCGAGAAGAAGGAGCAGGCCGAGAAGGAUUUCCGUGAGAUGUCCGAGGCAUAUCACGUCCUCUCCGACCCCGAGAAGAGGAAGAUCUACGAUCAGUUCGGA